Messenger RNA from Didymosphaeria variabile, 255 nucleotides. RefSeq lists its product as uncharacterized. Bases 1 to 255 code for a protein of 84 amino acids. Gene Ontology annotation, cellular component: membrane; intracellular membrane-bounded organelle. The transcript is spliced from 2 exons. Gene Ontology annotation, molecular function: heme binding. NCBI's taxonomy places the organism in Eukaryota, Fungi, Ascomycota, Dothideomycetes, Pleosporales, Didymosphaeriaceae. The record is from RefSeq and is a predicted model, not a curated record.
AUGUCGGAGUCCUUCACCGCGAAGCAGGUCGCAGAGCACAAAGACGUUGAUAAGGGGCUAUACAUUAUAAUCGAUAGCGGUGUGUACUCUCUAGAGAGCUUCGUCGAUGAGCAUCCCGGUGGUGCGAAAAUAUUGAAGAGGGUUGGCGGUAAGGAUGCCAGCAAGCAGUUCUGGAAGUACCACAACGAGGGUGUACUAAAGAAGUACGGACCGAAGCUCAAGGUCGGUGAUUUGAAAGAAGAGGCGAAACUAUGA